Molecule: messenger RNA, 552 nt
Organism: Ordospora colligata OC4
Lineage: Eukaryota; Fungi; Microsporidia; Ordosporidae
Product: peptidyl-tRNA hydrolase
Exons: 1
Coding region: 1-552 (183 amino acids)
Cellular component (GO): cytosol; mitochondrion
Molecular function (GO): peptidyl-tRNA hydrolase activity
Source: RefSeq, a predicted model, not a curated record
AUGUCGAUCAUAUUGACUUACAGAUCAGUCAUUGGUUUGCUAAAAGAUUCGUUCAGUGGGGCAAGGAAUGUAAUUGUUAGCAAUAUGUUGCUGAUUCUAAUCACAUUUGUAGUGUGUGUAGGUAUGAAGCUUUUUGUUGACUUUAUUUUAGGAUACCUAGCCAUAACUACAGAUAAUGAAAAGAAUAGUGGAUGCGUUGAGAAGGGAGAGUAUGGCUUGGUUAUAAUAGUGAAUAGCGAUUACAAGAUGGAAAAGGGAAAGGUGCUUUCUCAAGUGUGCCACGGGAUGUCUAAGGUGAUGACAUAUUUGUUCAGAAACAAUGAGUUACGAAAGGAGUGGAAGAGGAAUGGAGAGGCAAAGAUCGUGUUGAAGGGCAGCAGUGCUCAAAUAGAGCAGAUUAUAAAGGAUACGGAAUUAAAAGGGAUUCGUCACCAUGCUGUGUAUGAUGCAGGCAGAACACAGGUGCCUCCAGGAGCAAAUACGGUUGUAGUUCUUGGACCUGCGCUUCGAGAUCAACUUACACCAAUCUCAGGACAUCUAAAGUUGUAUUAG